Aspergillus ibericus CBS 121593 is the source of this 972-nucleotide messenger RNA. Its product is annotated as aromatic ring-hydroxylating oxygenase subunit alpha. NCBI's taxonomy places the organism in Eukaryota, Fungi, Ascomycota, Eurotiomycetes, Eurotiales, Aspergillaceae. The coding region runs from base 1 to 972 and encodes 323 amino acids. The record is from RefSeq and is a predicted model, not a curated record. The transcript is spliced from 5 exons. Gene Ontology annotation, molecular function: 2 iron, 2 sulfur cluster binding; iron ion binding.
AUGUCCGAGCUCAUGCGCACCUUGCCAGCUUCCUGGUAUCGUAGUCUGCCUCUCUACCAGCUUGAGCGAAGAGCUAUCUUCUUGAAGUCCUGGUAUCUCAUGGGCCCCGUUACCAGGUUCUGUGAUAUAGGAGCCAAAGUCGAAUAUGAGAUAGCGCAACGAUCUAUCCAUGUUUUCAGAAGCUCGGGAGAUGAGCCCUUUCCUGGACAAGAUGAGAUUCGAGUAGUUUGUGCACAGAGUGCUCAGGAGCGACCUUUACGACACUAUGUCACGCCCACGGGUCUCGUCUUUGCCACUCUAUCAGAAGAAGCGCCCAGUUUCAACGAGUAUUUCCCGGACUUGGAGCCAUUACUUCAGAAGGUGAAUUUCACCAAGCUCCCGUACAGACACAGCAUCAAAUACGAAGGACGAUUUAACUGGAAGACAAUGGUCGACGGUUACCAAGAAUGCCUGCAUUGCCAAUAUACCCACCCGUCAUUCUCCAUUUACUAUCCGCCAACAUCUUACGCGGUGCACAAUCACCAGAAUUUCUCUCAGCACAUCGCGGACCCGGAGAAGCCCGGUGAUGGUCUGUUUCUCUAUUUCUUCCCGAACUGCACUUUGAAUGUCUAUGGUGGAGGAAUGUCUUCGUUCCGAGUCUGCCCAACCGAUGACCCGAAUGUCACACGGAUGGAGUUCGACUACUACCACAUGGAAUCCGGCGAGAAGUUUGAUGAGUAUUUCCGGUUUGUGCGGCAGGUGGCUAUGGAAGAUUACGAACUGUGUGAGAAGGCUCAAGACAACCUCACUAAAGGCAUCUAUAGUGAAGGGAUACUCAACCCAGAGAAGGAGAGCGGGGUCUUCUUUUACCAGGAUCGCGUUUUUGAAUUGGUGUGUCAGCAGCACGCGGCAGACAAGCUGGAAAAGGAACGCAAAGAAACGGAAUUUGAUAAGCGAAAGACGGGGCCGAAGGGUGUCACAACAGGCGCAUGA